UCAAUUCACGUUUUCCUUUUCCUCGUUUUAACAUGUUGCUGGGUCCAAGUUGUCAGCCUCUCCACACUGCCUACCCUCCAUGACACUGCCCACUUCGAUGGGCGGCGGCCGCUGAACUCCCCGCGGAAUCAAAAGCCCCUUCCCUUUCUUGUUUCCUUCCCCCUCUCACCCCCUCUUCUUCCAUUCAUGACGAAGAUGCCUAAACCGCUCAGCCAUAGUGGAAGAGCAAUGGGCUGCUCCUCUUCCCCUCACAACCCAUCAUCAAGUUCUCACCUUUCCUUCUUCCUCCUCCUCUUCAUGUCUCUGUCCCUGUUCUGCCCCUGUAACGGGCAGAACUCGUUGUCACAGGGCCAAGUUCUUCGAGACGGCGAAACUCUCGUGUCCUCCAUGGGGACUUUCGAACUGGGGUUCUUCAGCCCCGGGAAUUCGACGCUUCGAUUUGUCGGUAUAUGGUAUCGCGACAUUUCGGUGGAAUCGGUUGUGUGGGUUGCGAACAGAGAGAAUCCUCUGUCGGACAAAAAUGGGGUCUUGACGAUUGGGAGCAAUGGCAGUUUGGUUAUCUUGGACGGCAGCAACAGUUCUGUCUGGUCUAGCUCCAAUUCUUCUUCUUCAUCUUCCCAGUUCACCAACUCAACUGCAAUCCUAAUGGACACCGGGAAUCUAAUCCUGUACCCGACCGAGGACACCAACGACUCCAGCGGCUCUCUCUGGCAGAGCCUCCAGCACCCCACGGACACGUACCUCCCUUCCAUGAGGGUGAGGGUGAACUCGGCAAUGGGCGAGAAUCGGGCCUUCACUUCGUGGAAGUCGGAUAGCGAUCCGUCCCGGGGGAACUACUCAAUGGGGGUGGACCCGCGUGGAACUCCCCAGAUUGUGAUCUGGGAGGGGUCGAUUCGGCGGUGGAGAAGUGGGCAUUGGAAUGGGUUGAUUUUUCUCGGGGUCCCAAACAUGACUGCAAAUUAUCUGUACGGGUUUCGGCUCUCGAGCGUGGAGUCCGAUGGGAGCACCUACUUUACCUAUACUCCGUUGAACACUUCGGACUUAUUGAGGUUCCGGAUCAGCUGGGAGGGACGGGAGGAAAUGCUCAGGUGGGACGCGACUGGGAACGAGUGGACGAUUCUGCAAUCGGAGCCUGUGAAUGAGUGUGAGAAGUACAACUGGUGCGGGGAUUUCGGGAUUUGCAACAUUAAGAAGUCCCCAAAUAUAUGUAGCUGUAUGGAUGGCUUUACUCCGAAGUAUGCGGAGGAAUGGAAGAAGGGGAAUUGGACAGGUGGGUGUGUGAGGAAAACAGAAUUAGGGUGUGGGAAGAACACUAGUAGUUCACUAGAGGAAGGCGGAGGAGAUGGGUUCUUGGAAAUAGAAGGUGUGAAGUUGCCCGACUUUGCGGAUAUAGGUUCGGCCAAGAACGCCAAUGACUGUGAAGCAAAUUGUCUGAACAAUUGCUCCUGCUAUGCUUUUUCUUAUUUGAGUACUGUCGGAUGUUUUGUUUGGAGUGGUGAUUUGAUCGAUGUUCAGCAUUUCGAAUCUGGUGGAAGGACCCUUUUUGUUCGCGUUGCGGGUUCUGAACUAGCAAGCAGAAAAAUCUCGACCAUAUUGAUCAUUGUUCUUGUUGUGAUUGGAAGUUUCCUUUUCUGUGUCUCUCUGUGGCUUCUCUGGAGGUUUAAAGAGGAUGUCAAAGCAUGCUCAAUCUUGUGUUGUGGAAGCAGGAAGAAUGAAUUACCAUUGUUUGAUAUCAGCAACAGCAUCACCGAACCCUCUUCAGAAUUAUCAGGACAAUAUGAUCUUGAGGCGAAGCAAGUGAAUGGUCCCGAUUUACCAUUGUUCAACUUCAAUGCUGUAGCUACUGCUACGAACAACUUCUCGGAACAGAAUAAGUUGGGACAAGGAGGAUUCGGUCCUGUAUACAAGGGGAAGCUACCUGGUGGACAAGAAAUUGCUGUUAAGAGGCUUUCGCGGAAGUCAGGGCAAGGCCUCGAGGAAUUUAAGAAUGAGCUUGUAUUGAUUGCUAAGUUGCAGCAUAGAAAUCUCGUGAGGCUGUUGGGUUACUGCAUCAAAGGGGAAGAGAAGAUGCUAAUUUACGAAUACAUGCCUAACAGGAGCUUGGAUAAAUUUCUUUUCACAGAUCAAUCCAAGCAAAACCAACUAGACUGGAGGAAAAGGUUCCAAAUCAUCGAGGGGGUCGCAAGAGGGCUCCUCUAUCUUCACCGUGAUUCAAGGUUGCGAAUAAUCCACCGGGACUUGAAGGCAAGCAACAUUUUGCUGGAUGAAGAGAUGAAUCCCAAGAUUUCUGACUUCGGCAUGGCGAGAAUAUUUGGUGGAAAUCAAGAUGAAGCCAACACCACUCGGGUUGUUGGCACAUAUGGUUACAUGUCUCCUGAGUACGCAAUGGAAGGCUUGUUUUCUAUAAAGUCUGACGUCUACAGCUUUGGAGUUCUCCUCCUAGAGAUCGUGAGCGGAAGGAGAAACAUCGGGUUUCGGUCACCUGAGCAGUCUAACCUCAUAGGACAAGCAUGGCAGUUAUGGAAUGAAGGGAAGGUAAUGGAACUCGUCGACCCUUCAAUUGCAAGUUCAUGUCUGAGAGACGAGGUUAAGAGAUGCAUCCAUGUGGGAAUGUUGUGCGUGCAAGACUCAGCAGCUCAAAGGCCAACCAUGUCCUCAGUUAUUCUGUUACUAGAGAGUGAAGCUGCAAGUCUUCCAUUACCAAGGCAGCCCACAUUCACCUCAAAGAGGAGUGACAUAGACUCGGAUCACUAUUUCGACGAGAACGAUGUCAAUGUAUCUUUGAACAAUGCAUCAAUCACAAGGGUAGUUGGUAGAUAAGACAAGAAAUUGUUUCCAGGUUUCUUCUUCGGGUGAAUAUGUGAUUGAUAGUAUAGAUAUUGUAAUAUUCAAGCUUGUGAAUGUAUAUUAAUUUUUCUUAAUUAGUUAUACAGAGACACAUGAACCAUUUCUCAUUUUUAUCCUGAA
This is a messenger RNA of Punica granatum (pomegranate), 2967 nucleotides long. The record is from RefSeq and is a predicted model, not a curated record. Lineage: Eukaryota; Viridiplantae; Streptophyta; Magnoliopsida; Myrtales; Lythraceae.